Didymodactylos carnosus is the source of this 1080-nucleotide messenger RNA. Lineage: Eukaryota; Metazoa; Rotifera; Eurotatoria; Philodinida; Philodinidae. The record is from the annotation of a GenBank genome assembly.
AUGCCCGAAGAUCGCAAACUAUUUGUUGGUAUGUUAAAUAAACAAAUGACAGAAGAAAAUGUUCGAAGUAUAUUUGAACCAUAUGGAACAAUUGAAGAAUGUACAAUUCUUCGUGGACCAAGUGGUGAUAGUAAAGGUAUUAAUCAUUGGGGACUCACACUUCUUCUAAUUUAUUUGAUACAUGUCAUAACACUUAUUAUAUGUAUAGGUUGUGCAUUUGUCAAAUAUAGCACACAUAAUGAAGCUCAACAAGCCAUUCAACAUGUUCAUGGUAGUCAAACAUUUUCUGGUGCAUCGUCAAGUAUCGUUGUGAAAUUUGCCGAUACAGAAAAAGAACGUCAAUUACGUAGAAUGCAGCAAUUAGCUGGACCACUUGGUUUAUUAUCAAAUCCAUUGGUAUUACAACAAAUAGCGGCAAAUUUAAAUUAUCAAGGCUAUACACAGGUUACUGCUCAACAACAGGCAGCCUUAUUAGCCUCAUCAACUGCAACACAACAAACAUACACAAUUCCUGUACUGACAACCGCAUCUGGUCAACUAACAAAUGGUGCAAUGACACCGUCAACCGUUAAUGCAUCACCAGUUAAUAAUGGUCCACCCACAAUACUUUCUCCUGCAGCAUUUCAGUCAGCUGUUCAAGGUCACAAUGGUCAACCAACCGAUAUAUUUUCAUCUGGUCUACAAUAUCCAAUGGUUGGUCAAGCUAUUGAUACGGCAACUGGUUUACAACUACAACAGGCCACUUAUACAACAUUACCAACACAAUAUGCGCCAAUUUAUGCUCCCACAGCUAUUUAUAGUCAAUUGGGACCAACGACAACAAUCAUUCCAGGAACAUUGGGGUUACAAAAAGAAGGACCCGAAAAUUCCAAUCUUUUUAUAUAUCAUUUACCUCAAGAAUUUGGUGACGCUGAAUUGGCUCAAAUGUUUAUGCCUUUCGGCAAUGUUAUAAGUGCAAAAGUCUACGAUAAUCCAUCUUGCGCUCAUUCAGCAAUACAGUCAAUGAAUGGUUUUCAGAUAGGAAUGAAACGUUUAAAAGUUCAAUUAAAACGUCCAAAAGAUAUGGCUAAACCUUAUUAA